AUUUCCAUCAACUUGAGAGGUGCAAAGACAAAAUCUAUCAAAAAUGGAAGUGAAAACCAUUUCCAAAGAAAAUAUAAAACCAUCUUCCCCAACACCCCGACACCUUAAAAUCUUCAAGCUUUCCCUUUUGGAUCAACUUAUUUCUUAUCCAUAUGCUCCAAUUGUUCUCUUCUAUCCCAUGAAUGACUCCACUGCUAACCAUCUUGACAUCCCAGAAAGAUUAGCUUUGCUAAAGAAAUCUUUGUCAGAAACUUUGACUCGAUUUUACCCAUUUGCGGGAAAGAUUAAAGAUGAUCUGUCCAUUGAGUGCAACGAUGAAGGUGCUUAUUAUGUUGAGACUCGAGUUAACUGCUGUCUUGAAGAGUUCCUCAGCCAACCUGAUCUCAUGUUGGUGCAUAAUUUCCUUCCUUGCGAUCUCAUUAAUUUGAAGGAAUCAACAGCAGGAACUUACGUGACUAGUAUUCAGAUAAAUGUCUUUGAUUGUGGUGGUAUCGCCGUAGGUAUAUGCAUUUCACACAAGAUCGUCGAUGGUGCCGCGCUGAGUACCUUCCUCAAAGCAUGGACUUCAACAGCUCGUGGCUGCGAGAAAAUAAUAUACCCCAACUUGGCUGCUAAUUCACAACUCUUUCCCGCAAAUGAUUUGUGGCUUAGAGAUACAUCAAUGGUGACCUGGGGUUCCUUGUUCAUAAAAGGAAAUUGUAUUACAAGGAGAUUUGUUUUCGAUGCCUCAGCAAUAACCACUCUCAAGAACCAGGCCACGAGCUUAAGUGUGAAAUGUCCCACUCCCACACGCGUUGAGGCGGUUUCAGCUUUCAUAUGGAAGUCCACCAUGGCUGCGUCAAAAGAGAAAAAAGGCUCACCAAGGCCGUCUUUAUUGACCCACUUAGUGAAUCUUCGCAAAAGAAUGGUGCCUCCCGUAUCAGAUCAUUCUACAGGAAACCUCCUUUGGAUGGCAGCUGCUGAAUGCAUCACGAACACAGACAAGCUAGAAUUGCAUGACUUGGCAGGUAAAGUGAGAGGUGCAAUAUCAAAAUUUGAUGGUGACUUUGUUAAGAAGCUAACCAGUGAUGAAGGCAAUGUUGUGAUGUCUGAGUCACUGAAAGAGAUAGGGGAGUUUGGAUCCAAAGAUGAAGUAGAUUAUUUUGGAUUUACCAGUUGGUGUAAGUUUGGGUUUUAUGAAAACGAUUUUGGAUGGGGAAAGCCUGUGUGGGUGAGUAGUAUGGGUUUAAGCAGUCCAGUGUUUAUGAACCUCAUCAUUUUGGUUGAAACAAAGUCAGGUGAUGGCAUCGAAGCUUGGAUGACUUUGGAUGAGAAAGACAUGGAUUUACUCGUAAGCAACCCAGAAUUCCUGAAAUUUGCUUCAGUGGAUCCGAGUCCUUUGGUAAUUAGAUCACCCAGAGCUUCGUCUAUUUGAGGAUUGUUUUGCUUUGUAUGUUUUACAGUAGCUAUGAAAUUCCCAUGCCAA
This is a messenger RNA of Pistacia vera, 1465 nucleotides long. Its product is annotated as stemmadenine O-acetyltransferase-like. The record is from RefSeq and is a predicted model, not a curated record. Bases 44 to 1414 code for a protein of 456 amino acids. Lineage: Eukaryota; Viridiplantae; Streptophyta; Magnoliopsida; Sapindales; Anacardiaceae. The transcript has a single exon.